AUGAGCAGUGUGCCACCAACUGCAAGUUUCGCACAGUGUCAGACUGGUCAUCACUGCUGCAGUGCCUUCUGUGGAGAUGUCUGCAUGCUUCUCAAGGAAAACGUGAGCAGCAGUCCGGAUCACAAAAUCAGCAACAUCCUGUCCACUGUUGAGCCCACAAAGCACCAGCACCUUCCUCUCCGGAGCUCCACCUUCUCCUGGAGGAAUGUCGCUCUCCUGCUGCUUCUCUCCCUCUCUUUGGAGCAGACAUCUGCAUCACCAGGCCGCAGAGUCAAACAGAAGCCAGGAGUGUGCCCCCAAGAAAGGCUCACCUGUAGUACUAAAGCCCCAGACUUGUGCAAAACAGAUUUCAACUGCAAUGAACACCUGAAGUGCUGCUCUUUUGCCUGUGGGAAGAAGUGCAUGGAUCCAUAUGAAGAACCCUGCAUGCUACCCUUGGACCGAGGAAAAUGUAAGAAUACAGUCAAGCACUGGUAUUUUCACACUAAAAGGCGUGUAUGCAAAGCCUUUAAUUAUGGAGGCUGCCUUGGGAAUGCCAACAACUUUUCCAACAGGGAAGACUGCAUGACGGCUUGCUCAUCAACUGUCAAGGAUGGGCAGUGCCCACUCUUCCCUCUCAAGAACCGUAUGGAGUGUUCAACUUCAUGUAAGAGUGACUUCGAUUGCCCCCCAAAUGAAAAAUGUUGUGAAUCCAUGUGUGGCUUUGAUUGUGCCAUGGCCUGGACAGUCAAAGCAGGUUUCUGCCCAAGCAAGCCGCCAACAUGUUCCAGGAUCGAGAAACCCAGGUGCCUGCAGGAUGAUGAUUGCCCAUUGACAACGAAGUGCUGUUCACUCUGUGGACUGAAGUGCCUGGAAUCCCUAAAAUGA
Eubalaena glacialis (North Atlantic right whale) is the source of this 867-nucleotide messenger RNA. It is a transcript of the gene WFDC8, whose product is annotated as WAP four-disulfide core domain 8. The record is from RefSeq and is a predicted model, not a curated record. Bases 1 to 867 code for a protein of 288 amino acids. Gene Ontology annotation, cellular component: extracellular region. Gene Ontology annotation, molecular function: serine-type endopeptidase inhibitor activity. The transcript is spliced from 7 exons. Lineage: Eukaryota; Metazoa; Chordata; Mammalia; Artiodactyla; Balaenidae.